Messenger RNA from Parnassius mnemosyne (clouded apollo), 4146 nucleotides. The record is from the annotation of a GenBank genome assembly. Lineage: Eukaryota; Metazoa; Arthropoda; Insecta; Lepidoptera; Papilionidae.
AUGGCAGGAUCAACUCUACCUGAAAAAGUAGCGCAAAUAUAUUAUACUUACGGUCUGUUUUGCUCAUCUUAUCCAGUUACUGCGAUAACCAUCGCCCUGUCUGUUGUAUUAUUGUGUUGCUAUCCCUUAUUGAAUGUACCUCUGCCGGGUAACAUCCCAACUGUAGUAAAUUUGCCUUUACAUCAUAAUGGACAUAAUCCAACUGGCUGUAGUCAUAAAAAUUGCCUAAACACGGAACUUCAAAUGGAAAUAAUACAUAAUGAAACACAAAAACUUCCCUAUAUUUGGGCAAAAGAUAAGCCACUAUUCUAUGUGCACCAGGUUAUUAUGAAAAUAGGUGUUUCGCCAUGGAAUACUAAUUUGAGAAUGUGGGAUGCAUUCAGAGGACCUCUACAAGAAGUUUUUCGGUUAUUAGAAACAAUUCGUAACCAUGAGGACUUAGAAUCAAAGGAUACACUGUUACAUCAUUGCUAUCAGAUAGAAGGUAUUAAACGACAUGAGAGCAAAUCAAGCAUGGAGCAAGUGCUUCCAGAAUACAGCUGUUUAAUGCUGUCUCCUGCUAAUUUGUGGCAGCAAAACUUACAAUCCUUCUCCUUGGAUGCUAAUAUAGUGAAUACCAUCUAUAAUUACCAGAGCCUUCAGAAGGGGAAAGCUUCAAUUGCUGAGAUGGCUUUUGGGAUGCAUCUUCGUGAUACCGGGAUAAAACGGUAUCCGCUUAGAGCGCGCCCGCGAGUCUUGCAGUAUGCGGUUACAAUUUUUUAUCAAGAAGCCAACGAGCGAUUAAUUAACACUCUUACAAGUAAACUAAGAGAAAUGUAUCCACUAUAUCAAGAUUCUCCGCAAGUUCGCGCCGAUGAAGUGACUCUUAUUUAUUACCCCGGGCAGUUUAACUAUCAUGAGCUUGUGCCCUUACUGAUAACUUUUUUUGGAUUAUUUCUUUAUGUAUAUUUCUCUGUCAGAAAGAUAGAAUUUAUUAGAUCAAAGUUUGGACUCGCUGCAUGUGCUGUAGUUACUAUAGCAGGUAGUUUAUCCAUGUCGAUGGGCAUUUGUUUUUACUUUGGAUUCUCUCUAAGUUUACAAGGAAAAGAAAUCUUCCCAUAUUUAGUGAUAAUAGUGGGCCUUGAAAAUAUUCUCGUGCUAACUAAGAGUGUGACUUCCACUGACUCCAGGCUCGACGUCAAAAUUCGGCUAGCGCAAGGACUUAGCAAAGAAGGCUGGUCUAUUACAAAAAAUUUACUAACUGAAAUCACUAUUUUAACUGUCAGCUUUUUCACCUUUGUUCCAUUCAUACAAGAGUUCUCAAUAUUCAUGAUCGUGAGUCUAAUUUCGGAUUACUUCAUUCAGAUGGUAUUUUUUGCUACAAUACUUGGCAUCGACGUCCAACGCAUGGAAUAUUUCCCAGAAAGUAACAGCAGGUUACAUCUAAAAGAAUAUUUUAGUGCUAACAACGCAUUGAACUGGCGUUUCAACAAGGGUUACAUAGAAGAAAACAACAUUUCACCGCAAAGAAUAACAAAGUCGAAAUCUCAUCCGAGGUUGAACGGGCUUGCCCAGAACAAUCCAACCGAUAUUGUGGCUAAAAGAAACGCCAGCCCUGGUAAUAUGGACAAUAGAGUCCCAAAAAGGAUACGUCUCGUAAAUAUGUGGGCACGGACACGUUUCUUCCAAAGGGCGUUUAUGGUUUGGAUGCUUGUUUGGAUAUCGAUGAUUGUUUAUAACUCCGGAAUCGUGGACUAUUUUAUCACGGCUGUUGAAAAGGACAAUAAUGAUAGCGCGAAAUAUGACUACGAAAAAAAUAAGGCUAAGCAAGCUGCAUACAUGACGUAUAACAACAUCGACCAGCAGGCUAUGGUAUAUUCAACUCUGAUAAACAUGGACGAGAUCGGCAAAACUGUCGAUACAAAUGACACUAUCUUCUUGAAGCACUCGCCUCAUACACGUCCAUGGUCUAGACUGUCUCCAUCUCACUGGGCGUCGAUACUAUCUCAGUAUAAUGAAUCUGUGGCGGGAAAGUACGCGAUAAUACUGCCACCUACACUGUUAAGCCAUCGUGUAAGUCCCGAGCUAGCUGCAGGGCUCCGUCAUCCCGACGAGAAAGAAUCUCCGCCUCUUCGUUGGCAAGCUUUGGCGGCCGCAUUGGAUCCUAUAGACAUAUUACCGGAUUUCGAAUUGAUUGAAAGUAAAAGACAGUCGCAUCAAUGGGGAAAAGCUGCUGAUCUACCUAUCUACCCUACGACACCCAUGGAGAUAUUAUUGCUGGCAAUUCUAUGUACAAUAAGUGUCGCCGUGAUUGCUUACAUGAUGGUGGUUUUGUACAGAUGUGUAUGCUCGCGACACUAUGCCGAAUGGCGAGCUUCUUGGAAUGAAGACGAAGAAUAUAGGAAGAUUAUUGCGAAACAACCCGCAGUGCAGUUGGUGAUGGAAGCCGUCCCGAUGGUGGUAGCCGGUCACAGUCAGGAGGUGGAGUGCCUAGUGACAGAUGGCGACACCGUGGUCAGCUCAUGCCUGCAAGGCAAUAUCAAAGUGUGGGACUCGCAUAAUGGCGACCUCCUAACAAACAUUGAUCGUAACGCAUUUUUCAAACUACAAAAAGAACUAUGUGAGAAAAUAAACUCGAACAAAACGCUGGUGGACGAUAAUCCUUGCAAUAUUGUGAAAGUUUCCCCGCCUGCUGAGAAUAUGUCAACUAAUGCAAAUGAGAACGUGCACCGUCUUCGGAAAGGAUUGAGCAGCCACCUAAGCGGCCUACGUUUUCGCGCUAACGGUCAAGAUUUUUCAUCCCCCGUAUCAGCUGCGGAAGCUACUAAAUAUAACUUCGCUAAAUGCUACAGAGAUCUUUAUUACGCCGAUCAAGAGGACUGCGAUACUAAAGAAACUUUUGACUCUAGUAACUAUAGUUUAAAUAAGAAUGAUUUAAGUGUUAAGGAGGGUGAUGUGUGCGACGAAAGUAUAUUUUUAUUUAAUUCAAGUGCAGAAAGUUCUUGUGUAUUACGCAAUAGGCAUGAUAACAAAGUGAACAAAACGACUAAUAGUGAUGUGGACACAAUUGACAAUGAGAAUUAUAAACGGGGAGCAGUCAGUGAAUCUCCUGUAUGGUGCAUGGACUUUUGUAAUGAACUUAUCAUCGUAGGUUGUGCCGAUGGAAGACUUGAGUUCUGGGAGGCCAGUUCUGGAAAAUUAAUGUGCAUGUGGUGGAGCUCAGAAAGCAGGCCGAGCGGGUGUGGUGGCAUCACUCAUGUUCGUGCGCUUUCUGGUGGGAGACGAGUUUGCGCCGCGUCGUUAAGCGGGCAUCUGACGUUACUACGUCUAGACGCGUACAACGCGACUUCCGGCGCACAUAUCGACUGGCGGUUCAGCACUGCGCAUCGAAGAACACACAAACGUACCGGUUCCGCUGACUCCAUGCGUAGUGCCGGCGGUUUAGUAAAUGAUACGACACGUGCUCGUAUGAGUUUCCCCUACGAAGCGGAUCACAGCGACGGUGAAGAAGUGGUAUGCGUCCGAAUCGCGCAUUGCAGACCACACCAGCAACCCAUCACGGAGAUGCACUCGGAAGGUGGUCGCAUACUUACUGGCGGACAAGACCACGUCGUUAAGGUGUUCUCAAGUUCCGAGUUAACCGCGCUGUUCACACUUCAUGGACAUUGCGGGCCCGUCACAAGCUGCUUCAUAGACCACGCUACGCCUACGAUAGCUGGGAGCGGGUCACAAGACGGCCUCCUCUGUGUAUGGGACCUACAUACUGGUGCAUGCUUGUACAGUAUGCAAGCGCACGACGGUGCGGUGACGUCACUCACGUAUACGGCUUCGUACGUUGUGUCCGCGGGAGCGGACGAGCGACUUUGCAUUUGGGACCGCUUUCAGGGACACAUGCUCAACUCCAUUCACAUUGGUCUAAAUUAUAUGAGUCGCAUGCUGCCUCUGACGCAUACGCUGCUAGUGAUGGGUGACCGGAGUGGACUCAUCGCCUACGACCUCAGCAGUGGAGACGUUAUACGACGGGUGUUACUGGGCCAAAGCGAUGGUUGCAUAUUUGUGCGUCAAAUACUACCGCUAAAAGAUGCGAUAGUGUGCGACUACGCGAAUCAGCUCCGCAUUGUUCGAUUCCCGCUCGUGUCGAAGCUGUCGGACAUGAAGAACGAAUAA